Chlorocebus sabaeus (green monkey) is the source of this 1642-nucleotide messenger RNA. RefSeq names its product hypocretin receptor 1 (gene HCRTR1). Gene Ontology annotation, biological process: G protein-coupled receptor signaling pathway; feeding behavior. Lineage: Eukaryota; Metazoa; Chordata; Mammalia; Primates; Cercopithecidae. Gene Ontology annotation, cellular component: plasma membrane. The record is from RefSeq and is a predicted model, not a curated record. Gene Ontology annotation, molecular function: orexin receptor activity.
CCUCCCUUCAGGAAGUUUGGGGCUGAGAUCCAAAAAGAACUGGGUGCAAGCCUCCAGGCACCCUGAGGGGAGUGGGCUGAGGGCUGGCCCAAGUUCCCUCCUCCCCCUCUGCAGAGCCUAGGAUGCCCCUCCGCCGCAGCAGCUCCUGAGCUCAUGGAGCCCUCAGCCACCCCAGGGGCCCAGAUGGGGGUCCCCACUGGCAGCAGGGAGCCAUCCCCUGUGCCUCCAGACUAUGAAGACGAGUUUCUCCGCUAUCUGUGGCGUGAUUAUCUGUACCCAAAACAGUACGAGUGGGUCCUCAUCGCAGCCUAUGUGGCUGUGUUCCUCGUGGCCCUGGUGGGCAACACGCUGGUCUGCCUGGCCGUGUGGCGGAACCACCACAUGAGGACGGUCACCAACUACUUCAUCGUCAACCUGUCCCUUGCUGACGUUCUGGUGACUGCCAUCUGCCUGCCAGUCAGCCUGCUGGUGGACAUCACUGAGUCCUGGCUGUUCGGCCAUGCCCUCUGCAAGGUCAUCCCCUAUCUACAGGCCGUGUCCGUGUCAGUGGCAGUGCUGACUCUCAGCUUCAUCGCCCUGGACCGCUGGUAUGCCAUCUGCCACCCACUAUUGUUCAAGAGCACAGCCCGGCGGGCCCGUGGCUCCAUCCUGGGCAUCUGGGCUGUGUCGCUGACUGUCAUGGUGCCCCAGGCUGCAGUCAUGGAAUGCAGCAGUGUGCUGCCUGAGCUAGCCAACCGCACACGGCUCUUCUCGGUCUGUGAUGAACGCUGGGCAGAUGACCUAUAUCCCAAGAUCUACCACAGUUGCUUCUUCAUUGUCACCUACCUGGCCCCACUGGGCCUCAUGGCCAUGGCCUAUUUCCAGAUAUUCCGCAAGCUCUGGGGCCGCCAGAUUCCUGGCACCACCUCAGCACUGGUGCGAAACUGGAAGCGCCCCUCAGACCAGCUGGGGGACCUGGAGCAGGGCCUGAGUGGACAGCCCCAGCCCCGGGCCCGCGCCUUCCUGGCUGAAGUGAAGCAGAUGCGUGCGCGGAGGAAGACAGCCAAGAUGCUGAUGGUGGUGCUGCUGGUCUUUGCCCUCUGCUACCUGCCCAUCAGUGUCCUCAAUGUCCUUAAGAGGGUGUUCGGGAUGUUCCGCCAAGCCAGUGACCGCGAAGCUGUCUACGCCUGCUUCACCUUCUCCCACUGGCUGGUAUACGCCAACAGUGCUGCCAACCCCAUCAUCUACAACUUCCUCAGUGGCAAAUUCCGGGAGCAGUUUAAGGCUGCCUUCUCCUGCUGCCUGCCUGGCCCGGGUCCCUGCGGCUCUCUGAAGGCCCCUAGUCCCCGCUCCUCUGCCAGCCACAAGUCCUUGUCCUUGCAGAGCCGAUGCUCCGUCUCCAAACUCUCUGAGCAUGUGGUGCUCACCAGCGUCACCACAGUGCUGCCCUGAGCGAGGGCUGCCCUGGAGGCUCCAGCUCGGGGGAUCUGCCCCUACCCCUCAUGGAAAGACAGCUGGAUGUGGUGAAAGGCUGGGGCUUCAGUCCUGGGUUUCUGCCUGUGUGACUCUGGAUAAGUCACUUGCCUUCUCUGAGCUUGUGUCCCCUAAGCAGGGUUGAUGUGAGGAUUAAGCAUGCUGAAGCAAGUGGAAAGCUCCCUGUAAA